AUUUUCUCCCCUUACUUACCCAGAGUGAGAGAGAAUAAUUAAAAUAUAUAAACAAAAUGAUCCAAACCAUCAACCCUUACUCCACCGCCAGAACGGCCGAAAUCAUGUCCCGCUACCGCCCCAUCGCCCCCAAGCCGGAAACCCCCUCCUCCGCCGCCGACACCGACUCCUCCUCCUCCGCCCUCCCCAACGGCAUCCGCAAAUCCCCCUACUUAAGCAACGUCUGGGCCCAUCUCCAGGCCCGCCCCACGCGGACGCGCAAGCGCGGCCGCACGGCCCCCUUCUCGGCCGCUUCUUCUGUGAAGCGGCCCAGAACUUGCCUCCAGGGGCUAUCCCCCCCUUACCACCUCGCCCCGGCCCACAUGCAUGCCUUCCCCCGCCCCCUCGACACCGCCGAGUACGUCGCCCUGCCCCUCCUCUACUGCGCUGCGGCCGCCGUCCCAAAGGCCAACGCCAUAGAUCUCAACGCGGCUGCGGCUGAGCCUCAGCCUCAGCCGCAGCCGCAGGAUCUCGACCUCCACCUCCACCUCCCCGAGCCGCCGGCAUCCGCGGCGGUUAUCUCGCCCCGGCCGGUCAGGCCGGUCGGGUCGAGUAUAAUCGUGGAGAGCAUCGCGGAAGAUCCGCGAGGCUCGUCCAUGGCGAAGGGGGUGGAGGAGGCGGUGGAGGGGGAGGCGAGGCCGGCUAUCGUUUCGGACUCGAGCAACAAGGUGAGGAUUUGCAAUUCGGCGUACAAGGAGAUGGUGGGGCAGCCGGAGUGCUGCUGGCUGGAUGGACGGAGGAUAGGCGGGGAGGUGUCGCUGAGGUUCCCGGACGCGGAGGCGGGGAGGAGGGCGAGGGAGGCGGCGGCGUUUACGUGCUCGGUGAGGAUAGAAUGGGAGGGAGAAGGGAAGAAGAAGAUGUGCGUGAAUGCGGCUUGCAGCGCUGUCAAAUUGGUGUGCCAAAGCCAAACUAAAGAUUGCCAGUUUUUGUGGAGGUUUGAUACCGCUAAAUCAGCUAUGUAAUUUGUAUAUUUAAUUAAUUAGGAUAUAAUUAGCUGUAGGAUGUUGAUUAUUACUAUGAAUUAAGUAUAUAUUUCAUUAUAUCAUAUGUAUACUUAGACUAUCAUCUUUUCGUCUAGCAUCAUUAUAUCUAAUCUUACUUGAUGCUCUUA
Salvia hispanica is the source of this 1150-nucleotide messenger RNA. RefSeq lists its product as uncharacterized. The record is from RefSeq and is a predicted model, not a curated record. Lineage: Eukaryota; Viridiplantae; Streptophyta; Magnoliopsida; Lamiales; Lamiaceae.